Messenger RNA from Pseudopipra pipra, 3925 nucleotides. RefSeq names its product vascular endothelial zinc finger 1 (gene VEZF1). NCBI's taxonomy places the organism in Eukaryota, Metazoa, Chordata, Aves, Passeriformes, Pipridae. Gene Ontology annotation, molecular function: RNA polymerase II cis-regulatory region sequence-specific DNA binding; DNA-binding transcription factor activity, RNA polymerase II-specific. Bases 200 to 1870 code for a protein of 556 amino acids. Gene Ontology annotation, biological process: regulation of DNA-templated transcription. The transcript has 7 exons. The record is from RefSeq and is a predicted model, not a curated record.
CGCCGCCUCCCCCCUCUGGGCCGCAGUGGUGCAGCCCGAGGUUAGCGGAAGCGGCCGCUCGGCGCUGCCAUGUUGAGCCGCCGCCGCCGCCGCCGCUUUGUUGUCGGCUCCAUGUAGCUGCGGCCCGGGGGAGGGAGCGACGGGGGGACCGUCCGCCGCAGCCGCCGCCGCCGCCGCCCGGGGCCGCGCCGCCCCCGCCAUGGAGGCCAACUGGACCGCGUUCCUCUUUCAGGCACACGAAGCCUCCCAUCACCAACAGCAGGCAGCACAGAACAGUUUGUUGCCUCUCCUGAGCUCUGCUGUUGAGCCGCCCGAUCAGAAGCCGAUUCUGCCCUUACCAAUAACGCAGAAACCUCAGCCUGCACCAGAAACAUUAAAGGAUGCUAUUGUUGGGAUUAAAAAGGAAAAACCUAAAACCUCCUUUGUGUGCACUUACUGCAGCAAAGCUUUCAGGGACAGCUACCAUUUGAGGCGUCACGAGUCCUGCCACACAGGGAUAAAGUUAGUGUCACGGCCAAAGAAAACUCCCACCACAAUGGUGCCCCUUAUCUCGACCAUCGCUGGUGACAACAGCCGGAGUUCGCUGGUUUCGACUAUCGCAGGCAUCCUGUCCACUGUCACUACGUCUUCCUCUGCCACCAACCCCAGCAGCAGCGCCGGCGCCACGGCCAUGGCAGUGACGCAGACGGUGAAGAAGCCCAGCAAGCCCGUGAAGAAGAACCACGCCUGCGAGAUGUGCGGAAAGGCCUUCAGGGACGUCUACCACCUCAACCGGCACAAGCUGUCCCACUCCGACGAGAAACCCUUCGAAUGUCCCAUUUGCAAUCAGCGCUUCAAGAGAAAGGAUCGCAUGACCUACCACGUGAGGUCUCACGAGGGGGGCAUCACGAAACCCUACACCUGUGGUGUUUGUGGAAAAGGCUUCUCGAGGCCUGAUCAUUUAAGCUGUCACGUUAAACACGUUCACUCAACAGAGAGACCCUUCAAAUGCCAAACGUGCACUGCUGCCUUUGCCACCAAAGACAGACUGCGGACACACAUGGUGCGCCAUGAAGGAAAGGUAUCGUGUAAUAUCUGUGGUAAACUUCUGAGUGCAGCAUAUAUCACCAGCCACUUAAAGACACACGGGCAGAGCCAAAGUAUCAACUGUAAUACCUGUAAACAAGGCAUCAAUAAAACAUGCAUGAGUGAAGAGACCAGCAACCAGAAACAGCAACAGCAGCAGCAACAACAGCAACAACAACAACAGCAGCAGCAGCAGCAGCAGCAGCAACAACAGCAGCAACAGCAGCAGCAGCAGCAACAGCAGCAACAGCAGCAACACGUAACAAGUUGGCCUGGAAAGCAGGUAGAGACCCUGAGAUUGUGGGAAGAGGCCGUCAAAGCGAGGAAGAAAGAAUGUCAGUUCACCUUUGAGAAGGCUAUAGAGUACGUACCAUUCGAAGCUGCUAACUUGUGCCAAACCUCCACUGCUGCUACUACGCCUGUGACUCUUACUACUCCAUUCAAUAUAACGUCCUCUGUGGCUUCUGGGACUAUCACAAACCCAGUCACAGUGGCAGCUGCAAUGAGCAUGAGAAGUCCAGUAAAUGUAUCAAGUGCAGUUAAUAUAUCCAGUCCGAUGAACUUAGGGCAUCCUGUAACUAUAACCAGUCCUCUGUCCAUGACCUCGCCCCUCACGCUCACCACCCCGGUGAACCUGCCCACCCCGGUCACGGCUCCAGUGAACAUAGCGCACCCCGUCACCAUCACGUCCCCCAUGAACCUGCCCACCCCCAUGACGCUGGCUGGCCCCCUCAACAUAGCCAUGAGACCAGUGGAGAGCAUGCCUUUCCUGCCCCAGGCCUUGCCCACCUCUCCUCCCUGGUAAACAAGUUCUAAACAGUAUUAAAAAGGAUUAAAAUGGAAUCCUUACCAGCAGUUCUUUUUUGGGUUUUGUUUGGUUGGGUUUUUUUUUUUUCUUUUUUCUUUUUUUUCUUUUAUUUUGGUUUUUGUUUUGUUUUGUUCUGUUGGGUUUUUUGUUUUGUUUUGUUUUAGUUCAUAAUAAAUUCAGGCUAAGACACUGGGGCAACACCAUCAGAGACCACAGUAGCAUCUUCCCCUUGAUUUGGCUCACAUGGUUCAGGCUUGAGUUUCACUGGAGCACUUCAUUUAAAGUAAGUUUUACCUUGUAGCUGACUGAUGCUGAAUUAGAGCAGAUACUUAUUUGCCAGAGUUUUUAAAGAAAAAAAAAAAAAAAAAACCAACAAAAAAAAAAGGUAAUUAAAAAAACAGUUUUAUGUUUUAUCCCCUGAAAUUAUAACUUAGAAAAUUACUUUAAUCUAAACACUAGCAAAGACCCCUCUGUAUCUGUGACAGGGUGGAUGGCUCAUUUUAACCUGCCAGGCAAGUCCACUGUUUCUGAGCUAGUGUAGAACCUUUGUCUGUGUUGAUGUUUUUUUUUUUUUUAAUGAGUAAAUGCAUUACAAUGUUGUCAUUUAAAAAAAAAAUGCAUUUUUGGAGAAAAUAUGCAUUUUACCUUUGGGAAUAUGAUAAUUUCAGGCAGCAUUCCCUAUGGGAAAGGUGAUACCAGCUCUGAUAUGCAAAGCAUAUGAUAACUUAUCAUUCUAACUUCAACAUAUAAUAGGGAUUGUGACCUGAUAUUUGGAGAUGUAAAUAUUACCCAACAUAUUACCCUAAGGGAAUAGAGCAUUGUAGUCAACAUUUUUUUUAAAAAAACUGUUAUUGUUUGGUGAGAAACAGCCAUGGCUGACAGAAGAGGAGUCGAAAUGUAUGUAAACAUGGUCUCUGAACAGUCAGACCCCCAUGGGACUCUUAUCUAGGAGCAAAAGGAGUGCUUGGAAACUUAAGAAAUAUUGCUUUAAGCUGGAAGAUUCUGGAGGCCCUGGGUGUGAUUUUUAUGCCCUCUGCCUCCCAAUCAGAGCCUGCUGGUGUUCCAGCAGGGGACAGACGUGUUAGUUGUUCACUAGAAGUUUUGUCUUAUAUUAAAUUGUAUACAGUUUUUAUUCUAACCACUAACUAGGUAGGAUGCCCCUCCAGGACAAGCAGAGAGCGUCUUUUAAUUUCUCCCCUAUUUCUUAAUCAAGUGUUGUGCAAAUCUGUUCAACUUUGUAAAUAUUUGCAAACAUCAUCAUUUUUACGUUAUUCUUCUAUUGUGUUAACACAUUUCUUUGAAUUUGUGGAAGUUCUGGGGUGCUGAGCUGUCCAGCCCAGAACUGCUCCAUAAAUGGUCACACAUGUUUAAGCUACAUGUGCUUUUUAUUUCUUAACCUGUUUAUCUGUACAUAAAGUAGAAAGCAAAAAUCUAGGGAAACAGAUAUACUUUUUAGACUAUCAUGUCACAUAUUCACAUUUUUAAAACUUUGUUUAAAAAAACAAACAAACAAACCACCCUAAACCCAAGACUCUACAAGAAAUAAAAAAAAAAAAAAAACAGGAAAAAAAAAAAAAAGAAAUUACAGUUGAGAUGUUUUUAUCUUAUUGAAUUUGAGAGCUCUGGAGAUUAGCGUGUGCAUUUUCACAGAGUCAUAGCAGGACUGACCAGUCACACUGGACUGCUUCCGUUCCUCCCCGGCCGUGUCCGUGCGAGCAGUGAUUGCCAGGCUGCUGGCUCAGGUGACAGGUAUCUGUAUCCUUAUGUGAAACUGUUCUAGGGGCUUGGACUACAUAGUAAAACAAAAACAGACAAAAAAAAAAAUAAUAGAGCUUAGUGUAAAAUAAUUUUAUAAAUGAUCUUUUGUACUUUAGGACAUCAAAUUGUACAACUUUUGUAUAUAUAAAAGCUUAGGAACUUUCUGUUUAGCAGAAAGGAAACACAUUCCUACACUUUUAAUGUAUAUGUUUGUUAUAAUGUCCAUGUAAACAUAUGCCCUAUGUUUGUGCCUUUUAAUUAGUUUGUCUCAAUAAACAAAAAUGUAGAGAAGAA